AUGACAUCAAAGCAAUGGUCUUUGUUCGACCUCCAAUACGUAUUGAUUGCAACAAUCAUGCUUAUCGACUUUAUUUUGAUCCAAUCACCGGCACUGAUACCUCGACUUUUGUUGGCCGCAGCGUUGAUUGCUUCAUUCUGGAUUCCUUAUAUCAAACGGUUCACAGUGCCUGCCUUACCUAUUUUCACCUGGUUAAUCACAUUCUAUGCUUGCCAGUUCAUCCCUAUUGAGUAUCGACCCACCCACAUCUUUGUCAACCUCCUACCUACACUCGAAAGAAUUCUUUAUGGUGCUAACCUAUCUGAAAUUAUCUCGAAACACACCCAUCCUGUCCUUGAUAUUUUAGCCUGGAUUCCAUAUGGCAUUGUUCAUUUCUCUUUCCCGUUCAUCCUCUCCAUUUUGUUGUUCAUCUAUGGUCCUCCCGGCUCAUUGAAGGUGUUUGGCAAAGCAUUUGGCUACAUGAAUUUAGCGGGUGUCUUGACCCAGUUGCUCUUUCCAAAUGCAUCACCAUGGUAUGAAAUCAUUUACGGCUCUGCUCCUGCCGACUAUUCCAUCCCAGGCGAGGCUGGCGGAUUGCUUCGUAUCGAUGAUAUUCUAGGUUUGGAUUUAUACGGCUCAACAUUUGGUACUUCCCCUCUCGUAUUUGGCGCCUUUCCUUCCCUUCAUUCUGGUUGUGCCACAUUGGAGAUGCUGUUUGUUGCUUACUUGUUUCCUCGUUUGAAGCCAGUGGCUGCCAUCUAUGUUAUGUGGAUGUGGUUCGCUACAAUGUACCUCACUCACCAUUACAUGAUUGAUCUUGUUGGUGGCUCUAUCUAUGCCAUCUUGGCCUUUGUAGUCGCACAAAACUUCCUGCCCAAGAUGAAUCAAGACUACCGCAAUCGUUUGGCUUACAUGAGCGUAACUAAAUCCAGCAUUCGAACUUUUAUUUACAGCAUCGAGCAUGACAAUUGCAGUGAAUACGACUCGAUCCAAUCCAGUAACCAUGACGACGAAGAAUCUGCCAUGAAACUAGUCAUCAAACAGCAUAGACCUGAACCCUUGAGAUUGAGCAACAUGAAUGAAAAACGCAUGGAAAGCCCUGAACAAUCACCUGCCUUGUCACCAUCCUCCGGCUACUGGUCAUCUACCUCAGAACCAGCUUCACCUAUCACACCUCAUUCGUCUUUGGGUAGUCCUCAAAUGCACUUUAGCAAAGCUUAG
This is a messenger RNA of Mucor velutinosus, 1200 nucleotides long. RefSeq lists its product as uncharacterized. Bases 1 to 1200 code for a protein of 399 amino acids. Gene Ontology annotation, cellular component: inositol phosphoceramide synthase complex. The transcript has 2 exons. The record is from RefSeq and is a predicted model, not a curated record. Lineage: Eukaryota; Fungi; Mucoromycota; Mucoromycetes; Mucorales; Mucoraceae. Gene Ontology annotation, molecular function: inositol phosphoceramide synthase activity. Gene Ontology annotation, biological process: sphingolipid biosynthetic process; inositol phosphoceramide metabolic process.